CCUUGGUGCCAAACAUGCCUGCAUACCAGGGCAACAUUCUGUGAUCCCAUGGCUCUCAGGUCUACAAAAUACAACAUUGAGCCAACAAUGGUAAGGCAUCCACCAACAAUUGUUUGCUACAUUUGUGGUCGUGAAUAUGGAACAAAAUCCAUUAGCAUCCACGAGCCACAAUGUCUGAAAAAAUGGCAUAAUGAAAACAACUUGUUGCCUAAAGAGUUAAGGAGACCAGAACCUAAAAAACCAGAAGUCAGAACAAUUACUGCCAAAGGUUUCUAUGAUCUUGAUGCCUUAACUGAAGCUGCUUGGACAAGUGCCCAGAGCCAGCUGGUUCCCUGUAAUAUUUGUGGGCGUACCUUCCUGCCAGACAGACUGAUUGUUCACCAACGAUCUUGUAAACCCAAAGCCGCCAAGUAAAGUCCUUUUCUCUCUA
Messenger RNA from Carlito syrichta (Philippine tarsier), 430 nucleotides. Its product is annotated as zinc finger protein 474. NCBI's taxonomy places the organism in Eukaryota, Metazoa, Chordata, Mammalia, Primates, Tarsiidae. The coding region runs from base 49 to 414 and encodes 121 amino acids. The record is from RefSeq and is a predicted model, not a curated record. The transcript has 3 exons.